This is a messenger RNA of Caenorhabditis auriculariae, 12479 nucleotides long. NCBI's taxonomy places the organism in Eukaryota, Metazoa, Nematoda, Chromadorea, Rhabditida, Rhabditidae. The record is from the annotation of a GenBank genome assembly.
AUGCUCUCUGAGCUUAUUAUCGCAUCUACGCUUGUCAUCAACGGAUUUGCGGUCCUCAACUUUAAAUUGUUAAUUUUCUAAUUUUCUUUUAAUUUUUCUGGACUUCAGGCAAAAAGCUCCACAAGGUUUCAACGCAUUCGCUGAAGGGGAAGGCGAGAACCAAUCGGCUGGUGAUAAAAUCCGCCAAUUCCUUCUCUCGUUGCAAUAUUUCCGUGUUUUUCAUCGCUUUUUGGAACGUUUUUUUAUCAUCUUUUUGAUGCUUGUGUAAGUUUUUUUAAUUAUUUUAGCUCUAAAAAAACAGCACCAGGCAUAAAAAUUUUUUUCCAAUAAUAUUAUUGGAAAAAAAUCAUGAAACCUUUUUCAGGUUCUUCUCCCACUGAAAUGACAGCUACUUUCGAUAUUUCCGGCAUAACUUCUUCCUUGUCGGAAACAGUUAAUUACUUGACCAAUGCUGAUAAUAUUUUAAAAGUAGGAUUUAUAUUCACUUUUUUUGUGUAAAGACAAAUUUUCAGAAAUCUUUGCGCCCGAUUCCUGCCGGCAGAAAGAGGGCUUCGGCCCGUGUUUUACCCAAAAAAGACGAGAAAAAUGAGGUAGAAUUAAUAGAAUUUUAGACAAAUUUGAAGAUUUUCAGGACGAUGAAUUCAACAUUGAUUUUUCUAGUGAAUUGAAAGAGUUGAGAAGUGAGCUGGAUAUGAGGAGAAGAGAAGAAGACAGGCUACAAAAAGAGAUUGCCGAAAUUCUGGCUGAAACGACAAUAGGUUUGUUUGAAAGUUCUUGUUGGGGUAUUCAGAAGGGCGUAGAAAAUUUACAUAAAAGUCUCAGGUGUAAAGUUGUUUUUUUUUUAAUUGGAAAAAAACCGGUGAAAAAAUAAUUUGAUUUGAUAUUUAUUUCAGCUGAUGAAAAACGUAGAAAGUUGGGCAUCGACGGUAAAAUUUGUGGUUUUUGGGGUUUUUUUUUUUGAGUUCGAUUUCGUAAGGCCUUUUUUUUUCAAGGGAAACGAAAAAGCUUUUUUCGAAAAAAGACCUUCUAAGGGUUCUUAGCAGAUUUUUUUUUAUUUCGUUCUAUUUCAUUUUUGCAUCUUUUUCACACCCUUUAACAGAAAAAAGGCUGAAAAGCAAAUAAGAUUUGAGCGGAUUUAAAAAGGAUCCGCUCAGGCUAUGAGAAAGGGGAUAAAAAGCUUUUUCACAGCAUUUUGGGAGCUUUUAGAGGAAGCUUUUUAUCUCCCUCUCAGUAUUCUUUGAGCAUUUUCGUUUUACCUGUGUUUGGUUUCUUUGAGUUAUCGAUGAGUAAAAAAAAAUUUUUUUACCCUUUUUUUCAAAUUCCGUUUAUUUCACCAAGUUCCUAUUUUUUUUCCUGGACUUUUUUUCGAUAAUUGUCGGCCAGAAGAGAAACUUUGAGAAGCGCCUCAAAAAGUUUAGUAUUUUUUUGAGGGAGCUUCACCUUAAAUUAACGAAAAAAAGUUUUUUUAUGUUUAAUGGCCCCAUUUGAAAAAAAGUUUUUCUGUCUUUUAUUCCACAAGUUUGUUGUUGCACAAAAACGCCGAUUUUCUGGUUCAAUCUUGAUCUUUUUUUGUUUUAUUAUUGUUCAUGUUCAUGAAAAAAACUCCAUUAAUUUUUUUAACCUUUGCUUUUUAUUCUCUUUAUUUUUUUCUUUUUCAUCAAAAACUUUUUGAAAAAUUCCUACUCCAGAUGGCGGAGAACAAAGUCGUUCCUUCGGUUUGGCCGUUUCUCGGCUCAACAACAGUAUGUUGAUGGUGGAAAAUGAUUCGAAACAAUUGGCGGCAAGCUUGAAAACGAUUUCCACGUUGGCUGAUACCAUUAGCGGACGGGUUCGUUUAAUUUUUAUAGACUAUGUGCCACGACUUGAAAUUUCACGGAACGACAUUCCGCUGUUCCGCUGCGUGCGUUCGCGAAGCGUCUUUCGGAUCUAGGUCACGCAUUCAAUUGAUUGUAAUUGCUGUGGGAGCACAUAAAAGUAGAGUACCUUAAUAAAAGAAAAAAAAAAGUUAAAAGCGCGACCAAAGUUCGCAAAGGCGCGCAGCGGAACGGCGGAAUGUCGUUCCGUAAAAUUUCAAGUCGUGGUACUCAGACUAUAGUUAGAAAGUUUUUUGAGCGCUUUUUCAUCAAAAUUCUUUUUUUUUUUUCAAGGUUUCUGCUCUGGACGUCGCCAAAACACGUGUCGUUGAAUGUCUUCAAUUGGCCAGCGAUAUGAGGGAUCUUGGUUCGGAAUUUCUCAAUUUUAAAUAUUCAAGGAUCUUUUUCAGGUGUCUGCAGUGAAGGAAUUGAUGAUGCCAUUAGGAAUGAAGAUUUUGAAACUGCGGCUCAACAUAUUCAUCGAUUUUUGACCCUGGACAAGGCCGUUUUCCAGUACCGAGAAGCUGGCGAAAGGAAUCCUGGUUGGUGUUGGGUUUUUGGGAGAGUUUCAAGUUGAAAAAUAGUUUAAUGAGGGUUUUUUGGAACAAAUUGAGCCGAAAAAAAGUUUUUUUGAAGUUGAUCAGAUUUUUUUUCAUUCAGAAAAAGAAAUCGAACUACAUUUUUUUUUUAAGGAGAUCAGGAUAAGGUCUCAUAAAACGGCGACUUUUCCGAUUUUUUCAUAUCGCUAGGGAACUUUCCGACGGCCACCUUUCCGCCGAAUCUUCUUCCGACUUUCGAAAGAUUCGGCGGAAAGGUGGCCGUCGGAAAGUUUCCUAGCGAUAUGAAAAAGUCGCCGUUUGAAUUUUCGCUGGUCUUUUUUUCAUACCACCUUUUUUCGUAAUCAGAAUUCAGAAUCUUUUGAAUUACACAUCAGCGAAUUCUCAAUGCUUGUCAUUUCGUAAUGUUGGAAGGAUUAUUUUGACUAAUUUCGAAGUUCUUUACGGUCGUAAAUAGGCCUUUUGAAAGCUCGUAUAAAUCCGCAAAAUCGCAUUUUUCUUUUAAAUUCAUGGGCAAAAUCGGAAGGACCCUUUACGGGCCCUUUGGGCGUCCGUUAUGAAUCAAAAAAAACGGGUGGCAACGGUUUCCUUUUUACUGCCUUUUUCCGUCCUUUAAUCGGCCUUCAUCCGCCCUUUUUCGGCCCUUUUGAAAAACAUAAAACUUUUCAAAUUGAGAAUAAUCUUUACCAGUGACUGUGUAUGAACCAAAUCGGGCUACAGUAAUGAAAUCGGAAAUCAUCAAUUUCCAAGACUUUUAGCACCCUUUUUGCACCCUUUUUGAGGUUUUUUAGCCAACCAAGAAAGAAAGGCUCAAUAAAGGCCGCAAAAUGGAACCCUUUUAGCGGCCAUUUUUGCAGUCGCUACCUUUUUCCGCACUUCCGACUUUGGCAGUGCUGUGUUUUUUUUAAACCACCCGAACUUUAUUGAGAGAGAAUGACAAAACGGGGCAAAAAAUAAAAAUAGAAAGAAAACUUGAACAUAACCAUGAAAAAAAACCAGCCAAAAUACAGAUUUUGAAGUUUAGGACUUCAACAGUUUGACAACACGUAAAUAAUUGUUUUUGUUGAGAAUGAAUGAUAAAGGUAUAACAAAAGCGGAGAUCGGAAUAUCCGAAUAAUAAAAAACGCACAAAAAAUCAACAUUCAGUGUGUCAAAAGUUAUCUUUUUCCUUUCUAUAUCCAAGAAACGGGUUAAUGCGAUCCCAAUAACAGCAAUUUCUUUCACCUGAAACUAAUAUUUUUGAUUUCAAAUUUUAUCAUUUUUCCGAACCGUUCUAAUUAUUGUUAGAGGAAGAGCCUGGAAAAGAAUAAUCUUCUCAAUUUUCUUCUUCUCUGUCGAAAUAAGAGUGAACCUUGUUAUUUGACGAUGAAUGAUGAUAUAGGCUACCAAUGUAAAAAAAUUUACGAUACAAACGCCGAUUUCGUAAAUCUGGGAUAAUUGUAUAUACACUGCGUUCAAUAAGGAUAGGACCCCCCUCGAUUUCGGACCUUCUGGCAAAAUACGGAAAGAUAUCAAAAAUCUGUAAGUGCCAUUCGAUUCAGAAUACAAAACAACCCCCAGAGCCAAACUUUCAUUAUCUUAGCACUUUUCCUACGAAAAUGCCAUUGAAAAAACGGUUUUUCGACCGUUCAAUAAGGAUAGGACCCCCUGGAAAUUUUGACUUUCAUUGGUGGUUUUUGGUCAAUUUCUUUUUUCGAUGAGUGGUUUUUUUGUCCUCAUAUCAUUUUUCAUCAAGUUUUCUACGGUUUUACUUUCAUAUCUUCCAGGUUUGAAAAAUAUUUUAUAUCGAAAAUAGGGAAAAAUGACGUUUUUUUAGGUUGCAUCAUAAUAUUCGAGCGAAUGAAAUUUUUCAGUACUUUGAAUGUACUUAUCCUAUCAAAAGAGACAUUUUAACAUUUGGAAAAACAAAAAGAAGUUUGAAAAACAUUCGUUUAAAAGUUAGAAAACCAGUUACAAGAUGGUGUAUCGUGACCGAAUUUCAGACUGUCUUCGUUUUCGACCGUUUAUCUUUCCGUAUGUAGUCGGAAUAGCGAUGUACUUUUUUUAAAGGAUUUGUGAAGGUGCUCCCAUCACAAAAAGACACUUAGUUGAAUUGGAUAAAAAUUGGCGAUCCUCGGAAAUCAAAGGAAUAAACACCCUUCCGACUGCUACUCGAACUUUUUGCGGUACUGUAUAAAUAAAUCAUAUAAAAAGUUUUAUUUCUAAUGAAAAUUGUUUUAUUGCACGUUUUCAUUUUUGUAUUAUUCAGUUGAAAAACUAAAAACCCGCCAAACGCUCUAUUUGAAACAAUACCUUCGAUGAGCGCGGGUACCAAUUUCUCUCCACAUUUUCUCGGCAUUGUACGUGGUAAAUAUAAUUUUUUCAGAUUAUCUUGUUGAUGAAAUAUGUUGCUAGUACCUUCACAAAUCCUUUAAAAAAAGUUCACCGCCAUCCCGACUACAUACAGAAAGAGAAACGGUCGAAAACGACGACAGUCUGAAAUUCGGUCACGAUACACCAUCUUGUAACUGGUUUUCUUUUAAACGAAUGUUUUUUUCAAACUUCUUUUUGUUUUUUUCCAAAUGUUAAAAUGUCUCUUUUGAUAGGAUAAGUACAUUCAAAGUACUGAAAAAAAUUUCAUUCGCUCGAAUAUUAUGAUGCAACCUAAAAAAACGUCAUUUUUUUCCCUAUUUUUCGAUAUAAAAAUAUUUUUUUCAAACCUGGAAGAUAUGAAAGUAAAAACCGUAGAAAAUUUGAUGAAAAAAAUGAUAUGAGGACAAAAAACCACUCAUCGAAAAAAAGAAAUUGACCAAAAAAACCACCAAUGAAAGUCAAAAAUUUCCAGGGGGUCCUAUCCUUAUUGAACGGUCGAAAAAAACCGUUUUUUUCAAUGGCAUUUUCGUAGGAAAAAGUGCUAAGAUAAUGAAAGUUUGGCUCUGGGGGGUUGUUUUGUAUUCUGAAUCGAAUGGCACUUACAGAUUUUUGAUAUCUUUCCGUAUUUUGCCAGAAGGUCCGAAAUCGAGGGGGGUCCUAUCCUUAUUGAACGCAGUGUAUGAAUUACACACAGAACUCACGUGGUAGAAAAUGUAGGCUCUUCGAUUUCCUCCGCAAGAAAAUUGAGCUUCGCAAAAAAGAUCAGUGCAAAAUCCUGGAAUUUGAAAGAUUUUAAGAGAUGAAAGGUUCAUGAUGGGUGUCAAAAUUAAGAUUAAAAAAUAAAGAUUUCUGAGAUCGAAUCUUUUUUGUACGGUUCAUGAGAAAGUUUAGAUAGAUAAAAAUAAAGUAAAGACAUUUUGAUAAAAUUCAAUACUUGAGGCCUGAUCCUAGAACACGAAAAUAUGAAGCUUCAGCUCUCAAAAAAACACAGGAUAUUAGAAAAAAAAAAUUUCUUUGAAGCUUCAUAAUUCUAACAAAACUGCCAGAAAUUGUAAUUUUGUCCUGGUAUCAAAAAAAUUUUUUCCAAAUUCAUCAAAAGUUCAAAAUACCAUUAACGAGCUCUCACAAGUUUCCUAGGCCCCUAAAGAUGAUACUAAAAUCUCAACACACCAUUAAAGACGUAAAAUAAAGGUAGCGUGACCCACACGGCAUAAAUGUAGUUCUUCAAAUACUUUCUGAAAGUUUACUAAACAUUCUUCAGAUUUUAUUUUACGAAAAACUAACCCAGUAACAAGAUAAUAAUGCUUUUUGCGGGCAAAGACUAACACUAGCCUCUGUAUGGCCAUUAUCAUAUCAAACAGGCAGAAAAUUGUCGAAGCAUAAAGGAAAAAUGGCAUGUUCACAAAAACAAAAAGGAUAACUAUCACCACCAUUGACCUAAACUUUUUCUUCCCCUCAAAAUAAUAUUUCUCAAAAAAACUACCCGGAAAUCAAAUGCAGAAAGAAUAUAUAGAAUGGGAAGAGCUCGAAGAAAAAUAUGAUGGUGAUCAUGAAAAAUUGAUUCCACAGGAUUAACUUGUGCUUCUUAAAAACUUAAUUUCAUGAAGCAGUUACUAUGGGAAAGACUCACAAGCUUUGCGAUUUCGGCCCGAAAAUUGAUAAUCAGAUAUGCGUAGAUAAUAUAUAAUAAAAUCAAAGGGGAAGUCAGAAUAAUGAUAGUCAUUAAAUAUUUGACGGUCUCAGCAUUGCCGAGCUCGGGAAAUGCGCUCGAAGGCAUGAAAGUUGUAAAAUGAGAAGAAAUAUCUCCCGAUUCAAGCCUACGUCAAAACUUUCACCUGUCGUUUGAGAGGCAUGGUUAAUAAACUUUCUGAAACUUUUUGAACACAGAUUUGAUUAAUUAUUGAUUGGAGAUUUUAGGAGUGCGAAAAACAGUCAAAAAUAGAAAUUCUCAGUUUUCACACUUUUUUCUCAUUUCUUCAAGGACGGCACGCAACAAGAUAAAUGAAGUCUUAGACUUAUCAAAGGAGCUCCCCCCACUGGUUGAACUUUUGAUGAAACUUUGCGGAAGUGUACUCUAGGACCUCCUGAUUGCAGAAAAAAAUAAAAAAAAUUCUCGCAAUAAGUCUUUUUUUUGAGUUACGACGCUUCAAAAAUUCGUUAUUUGUCAUAAUUUGCGGACUCUGAAGAUCCCUAACUCGAAAACAAGAUCUAUUGCGAGAAGUUUUUUUUUCUUGUUCUGCAGUCAGGAGGUCCUAAAGUACACUUCAGCAAAGCUUCAUCACAAGUUCAACCCUGAAUGGGGGAAGAACUUCAUUCCACAUUUUGGUUAGGUACUUGAAAAAGCCACGACACUCCUUGAUGUACCAGGAAAUGAUCCGGAAAGUCUCAACCUUUAAAACUUUUCAGUUUUUGAGAAAAGUCAAUGAAAACCUCGAAAAAGAGGUGAAUUUGAUUUUGAGAAAUAGGAAACUGGGCAGGUUGAGCAUUUCUCUUCAAGAAGUUAUUUCGGUCAAAUUUUAAGAAGUUCUCAGCCUUCAAUUAAAAUGACCUUUCUCUCUAGCUGCUUUGAAAAAAAAAAUCCUAAAAAUUGAAUAAAAUUUCAGACGCCACUAACUCGAUUCGUCACAGUUAUGAUGUUCUGACCAGCGCUACCUCAAGACUGAAGAAAAUUCUCGAAUCACGGCUUGAUGAGGCUGUUCAGCGACAGGAUGUGCCGAAUUUGCAGCGGUUUUGAAUAUGAAACUUUGUUGAAAAUAAGGAUUUUUUUAGAUUCGUCAAAUUAUUCCCAAUGUUGAACGAGGCGGACAAUGGAAUAAAGCGAUUCAGUGUUUAUUUGAAUCAGAAAAUCGAUAAAUUGGGAGAGGAUCAUGUUAAGGUAAAAUGAUAAAUAUGAGAAAUUUAGGGGUCCCGAUAGGGGGACAAUUGUGGUCCCUUGGAGGGCUCCCUAUAUGGGUUGAAUUUAAAGUGGUCCCUAGAGGGGUAGGAUCAAAUUUCCACUGGAAUUCGCCUCCUCCCUUUCAAACAACGCCCCUUAAACAAAUAUUUAAAAAAAAUUUACCCUUUAAACUUUUUUUAGAAUUCGUUAAUGCUUUCGGAAAGGCUUGAAGCUCAAUUUUGGGUGCGCCCGACUUGAAACGACUUUAAAAAAUCAUCAAAAAUGGUGGUAUUUUCAAGUCGGCAGUGACUUUUUGACCAUUUCCAAGUCCAAUCAUGGUAUUUUUCAUAUUUUUCCAGAUAAUGCAAGCUGGAGGAACUGAUGAUAAACGUCUCAAUGUCCUAUAUGCUGAUACCCUUUUUCCUCUUUUUUGAAGGUUUUUAUCUGUCAAAAAAAAAAAUUUUCAAAAAUUCCUAGGAAUCGCCGGAAUCCUGGAGGCGAACCAGCCCAUCAUUGAGAAUUCCUACGGGGCUGAUAAACUUCUGGAUUUUAUCUCGAUUCUUCAGGUUUGGAAAUUUUCAGGAUGUCCAAUGAUAUUUGAGUGCAAAGUACUUGGGUUCAGCUCAAUAAUAUUGAAAAAAAUAAUUUUUUUCUGGAUAUUUUAUUUUCCAAGAGUUUUUUUCCCCCUUACUAGAGAGCGUUUUUACCCCCCCCGCCCCCUCCCAAGCUUCAAAGACCGGAAAUCACGCAAACUGGGAGGUAAACGAUCCCUAAUCAGCUUCGAAUUUCACCUUUUUUUCAGAUUAAUAUUGAUGGGGUUGUUGGCAAAGUUCUCGAGGCUUUCGAAAAAAGCCGCGGCGUCAAUAGUCGUGUCAGAAAAGUUCAGCGACUUUUGAGAGACAAAAAUGCGACGGCCGGUGGGUUUUUCUUUGUAACUCCGUCGCCUAUCGUUUUUAUGAGUAAAAAAAAGAAGUCAGUAGUGAAUUUUAAGAACGGAUCGAUCCUCUUGAAUUGGACGUCCUUCUAUCGGAAAUUUGCCUGAUGAAUACUCAUGCCGAAAUGUAUUGGAGAUUCAUCAGAAGACGAGUUGGAGCCGCUCCUGGAAGCGUUGCGAAAGAGAAGGACGAGGUUUUUAGGAUUUUCAUGCAAAAAUAAAUUAUUUUGAAGUAUGUCGUCGUUGGUGAUGAUGAUUAUGAAGACCUGGACGAGGAGCAGAUCAAACGGCUUGAAGAGGAAAAAGUUCGAAGAAAGGCGGACAGAGAGAGGAAGCUGGACCAGCUCCUGAACCGAAGUCUCGUCGGGACCAAGAUGCAGGUUUCUGAAGGGGUUUUUGAUGGAAAAAUAGUUGAAGUUCUGAAAAAAGGCAGAUUUUCCAAACCCUGUUUAGCCUUCAGCCUUCUGAAAAAUGGCACAGUUGAAGCGUUUUUUUUUCGAUGCUAGGUCCGCGAAUAUUCGUGAGCGUGACUUGUGCAUACACCAAUUUUGAAGAGCAAUUUUUAGCUAUAUUCACCUUUUUCAAAAUUUUACUCUAACAAAAUGUGAGACCAAUAAUAAAAGGGGCGGAGCCAAAGCUUCACCGUCCCCAUGUGACGUCAUGGGAAUCAAUAACAACAAUGAAUAUUAAUGGCGCACGCUCAAUGGGUCAUGAGACGAACCGUUUUCUCAUUUAAAAGAACACAGAGAGCGCCGCAGUGCAUGCACACGACACUACAGUACACUUUCAAUGUUUUUUUUUAUUUCUUCUGUAUGCAUUCUACAUCAACUUUUGUUCAAAAAAAAAUUGAAAAAUUUAUAAAAAAUCGAGAAAAGAGCUGAAUGUUUCCAAGAAUCGUUUUCCAAGAUUCAAAUUUUCCAAGAUUCGACCUCUUAAAAUUGGUGAAUGCACGCUUACGAACAUUCGCGGACUUGAAAUUCCUUCCUACCGUCUUUUUUCGACGCGUGAAACCGUCGUUGAUCAAGAAGAUCAACUCGUCUUUCUUGUAUUAGUAAGCGAGGUUGGGCGUCUCGAUGAUCAGCUACUUCUUCAUGUAGAAGCAGUACGGCGCCCAGCUUGUCCAGAGCGCCAGAUCAAAUCUCAGACGAUUGCAGAAAAAAAAAAUUCACUUUAAAGCUUCUAAUAGUGGAGUUUCAUUACUUAAUUGCUCAUCUUAGGAGCUUCUUGGAGAUUACAUCCUCUUGGAGCAGUACUACAUGGAAGAAACGGUUGUCAAGGCGAUCGAUAUGGAUCAGAAGGACGAAUCGUCAGGAUUAUUGAGGUGGAUAGGAAGAAACCACCAUUUUUCAUAUUUGUCAAUCAGUUCGGUCGUUGAUGAUGUCCUUUUCAUCGUGAGGAAAUGCGUGAGAAGGGCCGCCAGCAGCGGUUCGGUCGACUGUGUCUGCGCGACCUUGAACAAUGGAGUUACACUUCUGGAAACGACUUAUUUCGCUCAUCUUCAGAAGGAUAUUAAUGUUAGAUUCGAAAUAAAUGUCGGAAUAAUUUAUACUUGUCCAGGCCGGCUAUCCAUCCGUUGGCUUCGCAGCUGAAGCCUUUCAGACCGCCCAAACUGCCUACAACGUCAUCCAGCAUGGUAUCGACUCUAAGAAGUUCUAGCUACCAUGAGCAACUUUGAGGCAAAACCGUGACGGAGGCGGGGCCGGACGCCCAGCGUGAGACCUUCCUGACCGCCUUGAACAACGCCAAGGGAACUGCGAUGAUGUUGAGAGAUUUGAGGAGAAGCUUGCAUUCGGAAUGGACCGCCAAGUCGCAGGUUAGAAUAAAAGACACGGAGUUUUUGUUAGUGCACGAAAAUGCGAAACCAAAAACAUCCGCCGUUCCCACGUGACGUCAUACGAAUGACACAAAACCUAAAUAACAGAGCAUAUUAAAGGCGCAGACCGCCGUUUUGCCAGAGGUCUUUAAGACGAAUCGAAGUUUCUCUACAUAAACGCAAUUUUCUGCGCGAAAGCGGCGCAGUGCAUGCACACGACACACGACACUUUACGGAGAAAAAGUGGGCGUGGCGUCGUCGUUCCUAAUGGGGUGAGGGAAGGUGAGGGAGGCGUCAAAGUUUCUGAAUUUACAAAAAAAAGUUAGUGCGCGCUCCGGAUAAAAGGGCUGUGACGUCACAGCUACCUAUCGUUGCAAAUUAAACUGAGUAUUCAACGGCAUGAAGAAUACAGUACUCCCCAUUUAGCUGCGUACUUGAGAUUUCAAAGUUCGCGCCAAAAAUUUUUUUGACGUCUUCUCACCCCGUUUGGGAACGCCGUGGUUUCUUAAGAAACUAUUCUGAUAGUAAUAGGAACCUUGAUUUUUAUCUUUUCCAGAGGCCCAAGGUCGAUACAGACAAGCUUGAGCAUGCGGCUGCACAACUUGAAGAUGUAAUUUUUAAAAAAUCACAUAAAAAUAGGAUAAAAUUGAGGUUGCCCGAAAGAUGGAUUCUUUAUCUAAUCGGGGCGUUGACGUUCUUUGCGAUUCGGCCUUCAAACCGAAGUUGAAGUCCAGGUUUCCUCCAGAAAAUGCUUGAAAAAAAUGCGCGAUUCAUUUUUUCAGUUGUUGACGCUUACCGAGAGUUGCCCCAUGAGCUGACUAUGGAAGAUUUGGCCGAAUUCGAAGCUGCAGAUCCAUUUAUCGAAGCUUUUGCUUCGAUGUUGGAUAAGCUCAUAGCGACGCAUGAACCCAUUCUGCAUGCUGAGAACUUCCAGGUUUUUAUGUGAUUUCAGCUGAAAUUUGGGUCCUAAUAAGAUGAGAAGAUGUAUAAUGUUUUUAUGAAAUUAAUAACUUUAUUGAAUUGACUUGUAUUUAUUUUUUUAAAUAUUAAAAAAACAAAGCUAGGCUUACUUUUUUUCUUGUAUCUAUAGUUGCUGCUCAAUUCAUUUUGAUCCUGAUCAUUUUUUUAAGAGUUUUGAAAAUUUGACUUUAAAAAUUUAAGAUUUUUUUCCUGUUAGUCCUGGACGACCUAAAAUUAUUCAUCGUGGAAUUUGGCAGCACCUAGAAUCGAUGUUUUUGAACUUUUUAAAGUUUUGGCACUGCCUAAUUAUUUUAUCAUUGAAAAGAUUCUAUAUUAAAGUAUGUAUGCCACGACUUGAAAUUUCACCAAACGACAUUCCGCUGUUCCGCUGCGUGCGUUCGCGAAGCGUCUUUCGAAUCUAGGUCCCGCUUUCUAUUGAUUGUUAUUGCUGUGAGCACAUUAAAGUAGAGUACCUUCAUAAAAGAAAAAAAAAAGUAAAAGCGCGACCAAAGUUCGCAAAGGCGCGCAACGGCACAGCGGAAUGUCGUUCCGUGAAAUACCAAGUCGCGAUACACAGUCUAUAUAGUCUGUUCAUAUUUUUAAUUUCAAAUGACUUCAUUCAAAGACACUCUGUGGAUGGCUCGCUCUCUGAUUGGUUUAUCGCGCCAUUAGGGGGCGGAGCUUCAGCGAGGACUUGACAUUUGAAAUCUGAACAGACUAUAACUUAUUUGAAUUUUCCAGUCGCUGCUCUUGGCUCUGUGCAGUGAAGUUACACGACAACUCGAGCGCGUCAUCUUCAAAUGCCAGUUCAAUCGAUACGGAGGUCUUCAGCUAGAUCGGGAGUUCCGGCAUAUCAGCGCCUACCUGAGCACCGUCGCUGGCUGGACGGCUAGAGAAAGAUGUUCAAGACUUUCUCAGGUUCUUCAACCCAAAUUUAGAAGUUUCUCGAUGAUUUAUUUCAUAGAUUGUUGCCCUAUUGAACGUGGAGACGGUCGAAGAAGCCGUCGACUUGUGGAACCACACGCUGACCUCAGCUUCACCUCUUUCCAGGGCCUUAUCCUCCUCGGAAGCCAAAAAAGUCUUGAGACUACGAAUCGACCUCCCCUCCACUCUCGUCAAUAACAUGGAUUUAUAA